Molecule: messenger RNA, 1622 nt
Organism: Amoebophrya sp. A120
Lineage: Eukaryota; Dinophyceae; Syndiniales; Amoebophryaceae
Source: the annotation of a GenBank genome assembly
CUUUUUGACAAGCAGAACGACCCACAAUUAUGUCGGCCCAUGCGGAUGCAGUAGCGUAACUUCAGUUUUUCUGGCACAACUUGCAUGUUUCGCAAAGCAUCAACAAGCGUUGCCGCAUCAUACUUCGUUCUUUAAUUCAGACACGAAUCGCAACGUAUUAGGCCAAAAGACAUCAGAACUAUGGGUGAGACAAAUGCGCAAAUUCCGCGUCGUGUAGCCGCCCGAAUUGUGGCCCGGGACCCGACUACGGGGGAAGUCCCAUUGCUGCAUUGCGCUCGCGGCGACUUUUUCAAGCUGCCUGGCGGUGGGGUAGAGGCGGGCGAGACGGUGGAAACCGCAGUUGUGCGCGAGUGUCGGGAAGAAAUCGGGUGCGAGGUGGCUUUAGAAGAGAACUUCGGGCAACUAACCGAACAAAGAAACAGUGAGAAGACGGGCAAACUCCGGGAGACCGUUUCACACGUUUUCAGUGGGCAUAUCACAAAGCGGCUACCUGAGGGACCUCAGAUGACGGAGAGCGAGAUAGAGCGGGGGCUCACGGUAGUUUGGUGUGACAGCGCAAAAGAUGCCGAAGCCCGCAUGCGCAGCAAGCAGGGAACCGAGAAGAAGCCCGCAGCUGCCCGGGAUUUUGAGUUAUUUAUGCGGGUUUACAAUGCCUGGAAUAUUACGACACCUACAGUGACCGUCGAAAGCCCCCCAAUCACUUCAACAGCAGUAGGAGAACGCUGUACAGAAAGUAAGCCCUCAUGAGAAAUCAACAUGCAGGGAACUCAAUGAGUGAAGAAAAUAAUUCCGGCCCUGCUGACAAAACAAUGAAUGGACGUGAUGAAAUUGCGUCUUCUAGUCGCCGCAAAAGUGCCACCGACAGGCGUAAGCAGCGCUUUUUUCUUUUGCGAUUGCGAGACCUCCACGACGCUCGCUGCUUGGAGGACAGCUGAACGCAAAUAAGUAGGCGUUCUUCGAACAUAACAAGUCGAUCCACCUUCGAGCUGCGAGUACUAGCUCCGCGGUGCUCCGGCACCUGUUGACAGUCUUUCGCCCACAUCGUGUGCUACACCGCAAAGAUAGAGUCUCCUGGGUCUUUGUCCUUUUGCACCGAAGCAGAAGGCGUGACUCAUACAAGAGCCUUUCCAGCGGUGGAUGUAGCGCGCGUCAUCCGGUGGCAGGCUCGGACGAGAAACUCGACCACCUGCAAACUUGGAUUUGGAAUGACACCAAGAAACCCGGCGCGGAGGAAGGGGACGGGUAAGCAAUGAUGCUGGAGGCGGGUUGUGUCACGACGAUCCGGUGUCCUGUUGAGAAUCAUUUGUCAAUCCAUGUGCAAGUGGUGUAAUGACUUACGGUACCUGAAGCACAGGAUCUAAAUCCACUCACUGUAUCCAGCAACAAUAGAGUAAAAGCAUUCUUGGCUAAACUUUCGCGCAUCCGUCGCAAACGCGCGCGGAGUGAUCGUGUAAAAGACGUGCUUGACCUCAAUGCAUUGUCGGGCUACCGGUCCGCAUAGUUCAUCGACGGCAGCGGCCGCUGGAUCUUUCACGAACAUUGAGAAACAUCGCAGGUUCUACUUUUCACUUGCCUUGGCAGCACGGCUCGCAAAAAAAUCCGAGCAAAAAAGUGUUUUUGUG